GGCGCAAGGAACUCCCAGACCUCAAAACGCAUACAUUUAAUUUCGCCAAAAGGGAUAUAUCUGCUAAAUUGAGAUGCACUGAACAUCGACAAUCUCCUACCGUCGCAACUAUAGAAACUACUUCUUCAUCAGACAACCCCUUUAUUACGCAAGAUUUUAAUGAUGUUCCAUCCUUUAAUGAUAAUUUUGUUGAACAAGAUCAAACGUCCUAUAUGCCGGAUAAAGAAAUGUAUCAAUCAACAAAUGUAUGUUCAACCACAAUAUCCAGCCCGGUUGUAAUUUACCAACUGUCCGGGAUAAAGAUGCAGCAAGAUACGACGACGGCACAAUUCGAAUUAGUGUCAUAUUUUGUUAAAACCACGGUUUGGCAUUCUACUUCCUACGCAGUGAGCUAUCAACUAACGUAA
Messenger RNA from Funneliformis caledonium, 407 nucleotides. Lineage: Eukaryota; Fungi; Glomeromycota; Glomeromycetes; Glomerales; Glomeraceae. The record is from the annotation of a GenBank genome assembly.